AUGGCACGAUUGCCAGGAUUGCGAAAAGUCUCAUUUCCUGUGUACUUACUCAAGGCUGAUCCGAUGACCAAUUUCGCUGCUGCUGUUGUGAGUGAGAGUGGCGACUAG
Plenodomus lingam JN3 is the source of this 108-nucleotide messenger RNA. The record is from RefSeq and is a predicted model, not a curated record. NCBI's taxonomy places the organism in Eukaryota, Fungi, Ascomycota, Dothideomycetes, Pleosporales, Leptosphaeriaceae.